AAUCAAGUCAAGAAGUCCAUUUAUGGUCGUACCGAGAUUCCCGCCGCAGUGGCAAGUUCGUAAAACUGUUUUUAAUUGUCGUACGGCGGUGGCCCAUGAAAAAUAUAGCCGUUAGAGACUCUGGUUCCCAUUGCUAAGACUGACUGGGUGUUUUUCUUCAACCCAAACCGUUACUUUGUAAGGAAAAAAAAAACAUAAAAAACUAGCCGUUGGGGAUAAACUAGAAAAGAAGAUUGAAGACAAUGUCCCCAUGUCUUACUGACUCAAUGUCCGAUCUUCAUCUCUCCGCAAAAAACAAUAUUCUUUAAUUUUUAUCUUCUCUCUCAUCCUCAGUCUCUCACAUGCUUCAUCACUUCAGACCCGUUUCUUUCUCAAAUUAUCUCUUCCUUAUUUAGCUUUUCCUCCUUUCAUUGUUCAUUUCCAUACUUUCUUGGGAAAAAAAAAAGGUUAGAGAGAGAGCUUGAAGAAAAAUAAAUAAAUAAAAAUAGGAGAGAAGAAGAGAAAAGAUUAGAAUUACGAUUAUCAAUCCUUCCUUUCUCCUUCUUUUUCCCUUCUUUUCUUUGAAUAUUUCUUGCAAAUAAUCGCGUCUAUGUUCAUGGAAAAUAUGUUAUUUUUGCAUGGCAUUAGUUACCCAUUUACUUCUUUCGGUUUUUCUACAAAAAAAUUCUUCAUCUAUGCCUUAAUAUUUGUUCAGCUUCUUGUUUUCUCUUCUCAACAUGUUUCAGGACAAGACGGGGUGAUUGUUACCCAAGCUGAUUACCAAGCACUUCGGGCCUUCAAGCAUGAACUUAUUGAUCUCAGAGGAGUUCUGCGAAGCUGGAAUGACAGUGGCUAUGGAGCUUGUUCUGGUGGGUGGAUAGGAAUCAAAUGUGUUAAAGGACAAGUUAUUGCCAUUCAGCUUCCAUGGAAGGGACUUGGUGGUCGAAUCUCUGAGAAGAUUGGUCAGCUUCAAGCUCUUAGGAAGAUUAGCCUCCAUGACAAUGUUCUUGCUGGAAAUGUUCCUAUGGCUUUUGGGUUCCUUCCCAAUCUCAGAGGUGUUUACCUCUUCAACAACAGACUUUCUGGGUCAAUCCCACCAACAAUUGGUAACUGUCCUGUCCUUCAAACUCUUGAUCUGAGCAACAAUUCACUCACUGGUCCAAUCCCUCCUAGUAUUGCAAAUUCCACCAGGUUAUUUAGAGUCAAUUUGAGCUUUAAUUCACUUUCUGGUUCAAUCCCAAGCAGUCUCACUAGGUCCUCUUCCCUUACCAUCCUCGCUCUGCAACAAAACAAUCUGUCUGGUUCUAUUCCAAAUAGUUGGGGUGGGAUAGGAAAUAGAGCCUACCAACUUCAGUUCUUGACUCUUGAUCAUAAUAAACUCUCUGGAACUAUCCCUGUUUCUCUUAGCAAAUUGGGCUUGCUUCAACAGAUUUCUCUUAGCAAUAACCAGAUUUCAGGGAUCAUACCCAAUGAAUUAGGCAGACUGACAAGGCUCCAAGUACUAGAUUUGUCAAGCAAUGCCAUUAAUGGAAGCUUUCCUGCUAGUAUUUCUAACCUCUCAUCCUUGGUAUCCUUGAAUUUAGGCAGUAAUAGGCUUGAUAACCAAAUCCCAAAAACCAUAGACAGACUGCAGAACCUCUCGGUACUCAACCUAAAGAAUAAUCAAUUCAGUGGUCAAAUUCCAGCAACCAUUUCCAACAUCUCAGGAAUCAACCAGCUUGAUUUGUCUGGAAACAAUUUUACUGGAGAAAUUCCAGAUUCACUUGCCAGCCUAUCCAAUCUCACUUCUUUCAAUGUUUCUUAUAACAAUUUGUCUGGUUCCGUCCCAUCUCUCCUGACUAAAAAGUUCAAUAAGAGCUCUUUCGUUGGGAAUCUUCAGCUCUGUGGGUAUAGCAUUUCAACUCCAUGUUCCACUUCCCCAACUGAGAACCCUCCAGCUCCAUCACCAGAAAUUCCAAAGGAACCCCAUCACCACAAGCUAAGCACCAAGGACAUAAUUCUCAUAGCAGCCGGUAUCCUCCUUGUGAUUCUUCUACUGCUGUGCUGCAUUCUGCUAUGUUGUUUCAUCAAGAAAAAAGCUGCUAUGAAAGGAAAGACGGAUAAAUCUUCCAAGCAGGCUGCAGCAGCAGGUGGGAGCGCUGAGAAGGCGAUUUCUGCGGGCUCGGAAAUCGAAUCGGCUGGCGAAGCGGGUGGGAAACUGGUUCACUUUGAUGGGCCAUUUGUUUUCACAGCUGAUGAUUUGCUGUGUGCAACGGCUGAGAUAAUGGGGAAGAGCACUUAUGGUACAGCUUAUAAAGCAACAUUGGAGGAUGGGAAUCAAGUUGCAGUGAAGCGUCUGAGAGAAAAGACAACUAAGGGGCAAAAAGAGUUUGAAGCUGAGGCUGCUGCGAUUGGCAAAAUUAGACAUGCAAAUCUCCUAGCUCUCAGGGCAUAUUACUUGGGACCUAAGGGAGAGAAGCUACUUGUCUUUGACUACAUGCCUAAGGGUAGCCUUGCCUCUUUCCUUCAUGCUCGAGGACCGGAAACCGUGAUAGAUUGGCCAACAAGGAUGAACAUAGCAAUGGGAGUGACUAGGGGACUAAACUACCUCCACAACCAGGAGAACAUUGUUCAUGGGAAUCUGACAUCUAGCAAUAUACUUCUUGAUGAGCAGAACAAUUCCCACAUUGCAGAUUUCGGCCUUUCUCGGCUCAUGACUAAUGCUGCCAAUACCAAUGUGAUUGCCACAGCAGGAUCUCUUGGCUACAAUGCGCCAGAGCUCUCCAAGACCAAGAAGACCAACACUAAGACUGAUGUUUAUAGCCUUGGAGUGAUCAUAUUGGAGCUCCUAACAGGGAAAUCCCCUGGAGAACCCAUGAAUGGGAUGGAUUUGCCACAGUGGGUUGCAUCCAUUGUGAAGGAGGAGUGGACAAAUGAAGUUUUUGACUUGGAGCUGAUGAGGGAUGCACCAGCUAUUGGUGAUGAGCUUCUCAACACAUUGAAGUUGGCUCUGCACUGUGUUGAUCCUUCACCAGCAGCAAGGCCAGAAGUUCAGCAGGUCCUCCAACAGCUAGAGGAGAUUAAGCCAGAGGCUGCGGCUGCGGCUGCUGCUAGUCCAGGCGAAGAAACGGCCAAAGCUCCGUCGUCCACAAGUGAAUGAUGGUGAUGAAAGGAAUUAUUUUGUUCAUCGGUUAUUUUAUAUGAUAUAGAAGAAGGGAGGGGAAAGAAAAGCGUUGUCAUAAUAUAUAUAAUAUUCUUUGGUUAGUCAUAUUUUAUUUUAUUUUAUUUUUUUUUUUUUUUGGGGAAUUAUUCCUUGGUUAGUCAUAUAUAUUCUUUGAUUCUUAUUAUUGAUUGGUAGUAAUAUGUAUAUAUACAAGUUUUUAAGUAUUCUUGUUAUUUAUAUCGAGGAGACAAUAAUAUUUUCUUUUGAAUUUUGUUUUUUCUAAGCGUUUAUGUCAAAAGCAGAGGAAUGUUAAUUCAAUAUUUUUUGAGUAUUGUUUAA
Ziziphus jujuba (common jujube) is the source of this 3460-nucleotide messenger RNA. RefSeq names its product probably inactive leucine-rich repeat receptor-like protein kinase IMK2. Gene Ontology annotation, biological process: protein phosphorylation. The record is from RefSeq and is a predicted model, not a curated record. Gene Ontology annotation, molecular function: ATP binding; protein kinase activity; protein binding. The coding region runs from base 590 to 3118 and encodes 842 amino acids. The transcript is spliced from 2 exons. NCBI's taxonomy places the organism in Eukaryota, Viridiplantae, Streptophyta, Magnoliopsida, Rosales, Rhamnaceae.